GCUUACAUUUGCUAGUGCUGCGCGAAGAGCGCGCGUGGUUCGUGAUAUCAGAGGUGACUUAGAACUGUCACGCAAGACAUAACACCCGGCCUCAUAAUGUCAAAUAAAGCAUGGGUGACUCUGGCUACGAACGAUUCCUACGGCCUCGGAGCUUUGGUGCUGGCGCAUUCUUUGCGCCGUGCCGGCUCCAUUUAUCCAGCUGCGGUGCUCAUAACGCCAUCAGUCACUGAGGCGAUGAGAGAGCGCCUUCGUGCAGUGUUUGCGGAGGUCGUAUCAGUGGACGUUUUGGAUUCACGAGACGCUGCGCAUCUGGCGCUUCUACAGAGGCCAGAGCUUGGAAUUACCUUCACCAAGAUCCACUGUUGGGGUUUAACUCAAUACGAGAAAUGCGUAUUCCUUGAUGCUGACACAUUGAUAGUGCAAAAUUGUGAUGAGCUAUUUGAACGUGAAGAGUUGUCAGCGGCACCGGACGUCGGUUGGCCCGAUUGCUUCAAUUCUGGUGUUUUCGUCUACAAACCCUCACAGGAAACCUUGGAACAACUUAUCAAGUUUGCACAAGAACGCGGAAGCUUCGACGGCGGUGACCAAGGCCUCCUGAAUUCUUUCUUCUCCGACUGGGCACAAGGUGAUAGCAACAAACGCUUACCUUUCCUAUACAAUGUGACAUCAGCCGCAUUCUACUCUUACCUUCCUGCGUUGAAACAUUACGGUCAAAAUUUGAAGAUCAUUCACUUCAUCGGUGCAACUAAGCCGUGGUUGCAACAGUUCAACUGGGAAUCUCGUUCAGUAGACGCUCCCGAUCACCUUCGGGAGUUCCUGCAAAUCUGGUGGGAUCUGUUCGUAGGACAGGUCCAUCCUCAGCUGGAUGUUUCUAUGAGUGGAGUCGCUGGCAACUUGGCACGUGUCGUGCCCGGAGCUGCAAGCACUCAACGUGAAGCAAUCGAUGAACUUACUCGCCGCCAAGGCUGGGAGGCGGGUAACAUUGACUACAUGGGCGCUGAUUCCUUUGACAAUAUCUGGGCUAAGAUCUCACAAACCCUCAGCCAGCCGAGACAGUCACCGCCUAAACAAUCAUCUCCGCCUAAACAACCAUCUCCGCCUAAACAACCGUCCCCGCCUAAACAACAGUCUCCUCCCAAAGAGGCUCCCGUUGAAGUAGCACAGGAAGCGACUGUCGUAGACGCUGCAUCAUCAGAGACUGUUCCAGAAGCGGCAGCUGUUGAGCCAACGCCAGUGGCAGCUGUUGAUACACCAAAAGAGACAGAAGCGAUUAAAACGGCUGCUCCAGUAGCUGAAGCGCCUGCAUCUGUAGAAUCGGCACCAUUAGUUGAAGCGGCUGCAAAAGUUGAAGCAGCACCGGCCCCAGUUGAGGCUGCACCGGCACCAGCUGAAACAGCGCCAGCGUCAGCUGAAGCAAUACCAUUACCGGCGGCAGCUGAGGUAGCACAAGUACCAGUUGAAACAGCGCCAGCGACAGCUGAAGCAAUACCAUUACCGGCGGCAGCUGAGGUAGCACAAGUACCAGUUGAAACAGCGCCAGCGUCAGCUGAAGCAAUACCAUUACCGGCGGCAGCUGAGGUAGCACAAGUACCAGUUGAAACAGCGCCAGCACAAACAGAAUCAGCGCCAGUACCAGCUGAGGUGCCGGCGCCAGUUGAAGCAACAGAAUCAACUGUAGCGCCACCAGCAGUAUCAGCUCCCGUCGAGACAGCACCGGUCGCAGUUGAAGCGAAACCUGUAUCUUCUGAGCCAGCAUCGGCUCAGGCAGAAUCUGCUUCAGUACCGUCUGCCGAAGCUCCCUCUCAAGCCACGGCCUCAUCACCCACAGAAACACCAGUAGCACCUGAGGUCCCGAUACCAAAAGCCCCAGUUGAAGCUGCAACCAAACCCAAGCCAGUUGAAACUCCAGUCACAGUCGAAGCUGUCGCUUCAGCUCCCAAAGCUUCUACAGAAACAUCUGCCACGGUAGAUGUUUCUGCACCAGGUGAGCCUAUCCCGGCCGUAGCGUCAGCACCGGAGCCGCCGACAGAGGAGAAGACCAAGACUGAGCCCGCCUUACCACUCACUCCACCGGCGUCGCCAAAAUCGCCUCAGGAGCAAGUAGAAUCCAAAUCCCAAGUAGAAGCUGCGAAAGAACCUAGUCCGGUUUUGCCGGUGAAAGUAGAAGCCACUCCCGAGAAAUCUACGGAAGCCUCAGGGUGCUCAGAUAGUCCACCAUUAGCCAACACACCCUCAAAAGAUGAUGUCCCCAAGUUGCCGGCUGCCAAAUCGGAGGAGCGCCGUAAGGGCGGAUGCAAGUUGCAGCUGAAGCCGCCCGCAGUCGCCGACCCAUUGCCUACACCUGACAGCGAAGUAGAAGAUGCCGCCACACUCGCCACUUCCAUCAUCGCCAGUGAACUGAAAACUCCAACUGUUACUUCACCCACCUCUGAACCGGAACCCACUUCCCCCCCUGCGAAACUACAGCCGCAGCGCCUUUCCGUUGACGAGCCUGAAGUACCAACGCCCCCUGUCGGGGCCGUAUCGCUCGCUCAGAUAGGUGUCAAAGCCCCUAAAGCCAAAUCGAGCACUGCCGCACAAAUAGAAUCCUCCGUGACUGAGAAAGCCAGUGAAUCUGCCACGCCAACAGACGCUCCCAAAAAGAAGAUCGUGAAGAAGGUGGUGAAGAAAGAUAAAGAGGGCGCGUCGACCGCGACCGCCGGGGCCGAUGCACCGGUGCCGCCGCCGCGCAAAAAAGAGAAGAAGCCCAAAGAGAAAUGAGCUCGCGGCUUGCUCCCUUAUAGUUCCUCUGUGCCAUAAUGUAGCCUUACCUAUCUAAUAAUUGUUUAUUAUAAUUUUCGAAUAAUAUGCUAUUUGUGUACCGCGUAUUUUUUACGACAUUAGACGUCUUAUUACUCGUCAUCACGCCAUAUCAUGUAACUCUUAUUUUUUGUUUGAAAUUUUAUACUCUUUAUUAUGUUACUAAAUAUUUACAACUCUAUUUAUUUUUUAACCGUUAACUACUAUUUUGGUUUAAAAUUAAUUACCAAAGGAUGAAACGUAUUUAUUGAAAGAAAGGUUUUUAUUAAUUUUUGUAUUAAAAUGUAUUUUGAAGU
Molecule: messenger RNA, 3095 nt
Organism: Diatraea saccharalis (sugarcane borer)
Lineage: Eukaryota; Metazoa; Arthropoda; Insecta; Lepidoptera; Crambidae
Source: the annotation of a GenBank genome assembly